AUGGGGAAGAGCAGCAUCCCCCUCGCUCGCCGCUCGCAGGCCGUUGACACCUUCGCCAGCGCCGAACACGGUACCAUCACCCUUCCGAACCCGUACGACUGGCUUGAAGACAACAGCAGCCCCGAGACGGCGGCGUUCGUUGAGGCCCAGAAUGCCGCCUUCGCAGAGUACAUUGACGACAGUAGCGACGAGAGCCUGGGCAAAGCGAAGCAGCACCUGGCUUCGGGAUUGAUGGCCAUGACCGGGUUGACCGCGGUGGUAAGCGUGCCGCAGGUUAUCGGGGAGAGUUAUGUUUUUAGAGUGCAGGGUCGAGGCAAGGAGUUUGCGGUGUCCUACCGAGUUCCCAAAUCUAGUCUCAGCUGCAGUGAUGGGGAGGCUCGGGAUAGCAAUGGCCAUGUCUCAGGCCCGGAGACGGACGAGCCGGAAGUGUUCCUCGACGAGGGCGAGAAGAAAGCCGUGCUCACGGCCUCGUCGUCCAGCCGCAGCGGGAAGUACUGGGCGUUCACGACCAGCGACGCCGGCUCCGACUGGGGCGUCAUCCGCGUCAAGGAUGUCGCGAGCGGACAGAUUCUGAGCGACGAAAUCCGCGGGACCCGGCUCACAAGCAAACCCUCGUCGGUGAUCCCGUGGCUGGGCGACCGGGGUUUCUUCUACCCAUAUCAUCCGGACGGAGGACAGAGCAGCGGGGGGAAGGAAGGAGUCGUCGGUGCGGCUCAACUGCGCUUCCACGAGAUCGGUCGUCCACAGGAGGAAGACGAGAUCAUCUAUGACGAUGCCGAACAUCCAGGCUACAAUUUCAGAGCGGUGGUCGCUCAGGACCACAGGACUGUCUUUCUGGAGAUCUAUGACCGGGGCAGAGGUUGCCAGGUACGGUCGGCGGUGAUAGAGAGCGAUGUACCGGACAAGGGCGCUGCAGAGAGAGGUAGGCUCGGACUGAGGUUCGACGGUGUGUUGACGACGCAGUCCAAUGCAGAGUGGGAGUACGUCGGCACUCUUCCUGAGGACACGGAUACUGGCCACAGACAUCUGUUCUGGACCAACGCCGACAACGGUAAGGUGAUGCUGUACCACCCACAAGCGGGAACCGUGGAGGAAGUCGUGGCGCCCAACAGCCAGCAGACCCUCCGACAGGCACGGAUGCUCUCGGGCGGCAAGAUCCUGGUCGUGCGCUCGAUCGACGUGCGGGACCAGGUCCAGAUCUUCUCGUCUUCGACCACCGGCCGCGGCCAACAUCUGAAAACGCUGGACGACGUCCCCCUGUGGACCAUCCUGGACGCGUCGUACGACCCCACGACCGGAACGAUAUUCCUCGUCGAGUCGUCCUUUUGCUAUCCUCCUCGCGUCUGGUAUGCUCGCGGGGCAGGAGAUGGACUGGAGGACAUGUCGUCCUUCCGGCCCGUCGAGCUGUUCCCGCAGAGCAGCAGCAGCAGCAGCAGCAACAAGGAUUCCCUCACCUGGAGCGCGGCGGCACCGCCUUCGCAGCAGCUCUCGACUAAGCAGAUCUUCUACCCCUCCCUCGACGGGACGAGAGUCCCCAUGUUCCUCACGUCCGCCGACCCCGAGUCCAUCCACCCGGACGACCCCGUCCUGCUGUACCUGUACGGCGGGUUCGGGAUCUCAGUCAUCCCGCACUUCCGGCCCGACUUCGUGGCCUUCCUGCAGUCGUUCCGGGGCGUGCUCGCGGUCGCCAACGUCCGCGGCGGCGGCGAGUACGGCCAGGCAUGGUACCAGGCGGCGUGCAGGGAGCGGCGGCAGAACCUCUUCGACGACAUCAAAGCCGGGGCGGCGCAUCUCCGCGCCCAGUACGGCAGUCGCACGAUCAUCCUCAUGGGCGAGAGCAUGGGCGGGCUGAACUGCGCGACGGCCAUGGUGCAGCAGCCCGACCUGUUCGACGCCGUGGUCCUCACCGCGGGGGUUCUGGACAUCCUGCACCGCCAGAAGUUGGCGCGCAGCGACCGCGGGGCCCAGGACGUCGGCGACGUGCACAACCCGGUCGACUUCGACGUGGUGUACAAGUGGUCGCCGCUGGACAAGGUGCGGCCUGGGGUGCGGUAUCCGCCCGUGCUGCUGACGGCCGGGGACAAAGACGACUUCGUGAGCUUCUCGCACAGCUGCAAGAUGGCGGCGGCGCUGCAGUAUGCUGAGAAUGAAUCGGCGGGUGAGGACGGAGGGGUGCCGACGACGGCGAAGGCGACGUUUCUGAGGAUCGUCAAGGAUCUGGGCCACAGCGCCAAUAUCUCUGCAAAGCAAAGGGCGGCAAUCGGCCUGGAGAGGUGGCUCUGGGUGAAAAAGACGCUGGGGCUCGCGAUGCAUGGACGACGGUAA
Molecule: messenger RNA, 2325 nt
Organism: Fonsecaea erecta
Lineage: Eukaryota; Fungi; Ascomycota; Eurotiomycetes; Chaetothyriales; Herpotrichiellaceae
Exons: 2
Coding region: 1-2325 (774 amino acids)
Biological process (GO): proteolysis
Cellular component (GO): cytosol
Molecular function (GO): oligopeptidase activity; serine-type endopeptidase activity
Source: RefSeq, a predicted model, not a curated record